AUGUCUGAUCAAGUCACUCAUCCAAAUAAAUUCAGUGAAUUGAGAAGUACAUAUAAAUGCUACAUUGAUACGUAUACUGCGUUAUACCAAUUGAAAACGGAAAAUGUAGAAGGAUUAAACUCGAUUUACAAUUUGAUCAAAACAGAGUUGAUAGAUUCAAAGAAAUGUCUUCUCAAUAAUCUUGUUAGAGAUAUUUUAAAUAUCAUUCCAUAUAAUAAUCGCUAUGCAAAGUCAUAUUUGAAACUUGCCAAACUCAUCUGCGAUGAAUAUCACGUAACAGAUGUCAAAGGUAUUCAUAAAAAUUCCAAAUAUCUAUUUUGCAAAGAAUACGGACAAACAAUUAGAAAUUUUGCUCAAAUCGAAAGAAAUGAAUCACCAGAUCUCGAAAUUUAUUCAGAAAAUUCAAUUUUUAGAGCCAUUAUGUAUGAUGACCUACAAAGAUUCAUCACAUUCACAGAAACAGAAGGUUUUCGUGAUCAUACAACUACAUGGAACGAUUUAUUUGCGAAUUUAAAAGAUUCGCUUUCAAUUUUUGAAGUAUGUUGUUACUACGGUUCAGUUAAUUGUUUCAAGUUGUUAAUAACGAAAUUUCACGAAAAAGUUACUAAAAGAUGUCUUCAAUUAUCAUUUUUAGGAGGAAAUCAAGAAAUCAUGAGUGAAUGUCUGAAAUAUCAAAAGCCAGAUGAAAAAUGCAUGAAGUUUGCAAUUAUUUCACACAACAUUGAUUUUGUUACAUUCUUGAUGAAUGAAUACAAUCUUAAAAUCGAUUUAUUAGAUUGUGGAGAUUAUUAUAAUCUUGAAUCAUUUUUUGUUUAUUUCGAUCAAACAAAUGAUUUUAACACUUGCUUUGUAUAUUCACCGAUAUUUGAUAUUUCAUCACUUUGCAAAUAUUUUCUUUCACUCGGUGCAAAUAUCAAUGCAACAAAUCAAAAUGGAAAAGCAGCCAUUCAUUUUGCAAUUGAAACAAAUAAUAAAGAAUUAGUUGAAUUUCUUGUUUCGCAGGGAGCAAAUAUCAAUGCAAUAGUAUAUGGAGCAACACCUCUUAUAUAUGCUGUAGGUGAAAAUAAUAAUGAAAUCAUCAAAUUCCUUCUAUCACAUGGUGCAAAUCUCAGUGGAAAAGGAAAGGACGGAAGAACUGCUCUUCAUAUAUCAACAUGUAAUAAUAACAAAGAGAUAGUUGAGCUUCUUCUUUCACAUGGAUCAAAUAUCAAUGAAAAGGAUGAAUAUGGAAAAACAGUUCUUCAUUUUGCAGCACAAUAUAAUAGUAAAGAAACAGCCGAGUUUCUUAUUACACUUGGAGCAAAUAUCAAUGAAAAGGAUAAAUAUGGAAAUACUGCUCUUCAUGUUGCAGCACAACAUAAUAAUAAAGAAACAGCUGAGCUUCUUAUUUCACAUGGCGCAAAUAUUGAAGAAAAAGAUACUAAUAAAGAAACUCCCCUUCAUAUUGCAGCUGCAUAUAAUAGUAAAGAAACAGCUGAGAUUCUUCUUUCACAUGGCGCAAAUAUUGAAGCAAUUGAUGGUAUUGGAGAAACCCCUCUACAUAGAGCAGCAUGGUACCAUAGUAAAGACACCGUUGAGCUUCUUCUUUCACAUGAUGCCAAUCUCUUUGCAAAAAAUUAUAAAAAUGAUACAGUACUUCAUAAGAACGCACAUAAUAGUGAUAUAGAGAUAGACAACCUUCUUAUUUCAUAUGGUGCAGAUGUCGAAGAAAGAAAUGAUCAAAAUAAAACAGCCCUUCAUCUUGCAGUAUCAUAUGGUUAUAUAGAAAAAGUCGAAUUACUUCUUGAAAACGGUGCAAGUAUCGAAAAACAAUGUAAUCGUGGUCCUUCGGUUCUUCAGCUUGCAGCAGCUCAAGGUAAUCAAACAAUGAUCGAAUUUCUCAUUUCACGUGGCACAGACAUUGAUGAAAAAGGCACUGCAUAUAGAACAGCUCUUCAUGAAGCCGUAUAUAAUAAUCAUAAAGAAACAGCUGAACUUCUUCUUUCUCAUGGUGCAAAUAUCAAUGUAAAGGAUAUGAUAGGAUACACCCCGCUUUUUUAUGCAAUAAAAAAUAAUAAUAAAGAAACAGCCGAACUUCUUCUUAAACACGGUGCAAAUAUCAAUGAAAAAAAUAAUAGUGGAAAAACUGUUGUUGAUAUUGCUGUGCUUGAGAAUAAGAGUGAAAUGAUUAAUCUUCUUGUUUCAUUUGGUGCAAAAAUCGAUUCUUGA
Trichomonas vaginalis G3 is the source of this 2208-nucleotide messenger RNA. RefSeq names its product ankyrin repeat and SOCS box-containing protein 4 family. The record is from RefSeq and is a predicted model, not a curated record. Bases 1 to 2208 code for a protein of 735 amino acids. Lineage: Eukaryota; Parabasalia; Trichomonadida; Trichomonadidae. The transcript has a single exon. Gene Ontology annotation, molecular function: protein binding.